Messenger RNA from Dictyostelium discoideum AX4, 4572 nucleotides. RefSeq names its product Kelch repeat-containing protein (gene gacHH). The transcript has 2 exons. Bases 1 to 4572 code for a protein of 1523 amino acids. Gene Ontology annotation, biological process: signal transduction. The record is from RefSeq and is a predicted model, not a curated record. NCBI's taxonomy places the organism in Eukaryota, Evosea, Eumycetozoa, Dictyosteliales, Dictyosteliaceae. Gene Ontology annotation, cellular component: cytoplasm.
AUGAGUUGGUCAUCAAUAAAAUUAUCAAGACUUCCAGAUGCAACAAUAUCAGUAUGGGGUCAUACAGCAACAAUAAGCGGAGAAAAAGAUAUUGUAAUCUUUGGAGGUUUUGAUUUUUGUAUAGAAAAGCCAACAAAUACAACAUAUAUAUUACAUACAUCACAAACAAAUGGAUUAACAAAACCAAGUGUUAGUGGAUCAUUACCACCACCGAUUUAUGGACAUUCAUCAACACAAGUAGGUAGGAAAAUGUUUGUAUUUGGAGGUAGUCUUCAAGAUAAUGUUCAAGUGAAUGAUAUGUAUCAAUUUAAUACGAGUAAUUAUUCAUGGAGUAAACCAAGACCAAUGGGUGAGCCACCAAUACCUCGUUAUGGUCAUAGUGCAUCAUUGAUCUAUGAUAAUUAUAUAUUGAUAUUUGGAGGUAACAAUACGAAAUCAUCAAAGCCAUUAAAUGAUAUUCACAUAUUCAAUACAGAGAGGAAUUCAUGGACAAAACCAUCAUCAAAUAGUUCAACAGGUGAAAUCAUUUUCAAUCCACAUGAUAUUUCACCAAGAUCAUCAACAACAACACCAACUCAUCAAAGUGUUAAUGGUAGUAAUAGUAAUAGUAGUAGCAGUAGUAGAGUUAGAUCUGCUACAAUUUCUUCACAUAAUAAUUCACCAAUUGUAAUGCCAUUAAAUAAUAAUAAUAAUAAUAAUAAUAAUAGUAAUAAUAGUAAUAAUAGUAAUAAUAAUGGUGGUGGAUCACCAAUGACAACACCACCAACACUUCAACAAUUACAUCUUUCACAAUUGAUGGCAAAUGGUAUUGGUAUGGGUGGUAGUAUAAGUAAUGGUAAUAGUGAUAGUCCUCCAUUGACACCAUCAAUGAUGGCGUUGGAGAGUUCAAUGUUGAAUGGAUUUAAAUCACCAUUAUCCUUAUCACAACGAUUACUUAGAAGUGGAUUUAGAUCAUCACCACCAUCAGCAAGAUAUUUUCAUAGUUGUAGUGUUAUCAAUGGCAAGGCAUUCAUAUUUGGUGGAUACAAUGGUACAACUCUAUUGAACGAUUUAUACAUUUUAAAUAUUGAAUCAAUGGAAUGGAUUUGUCCUCAUACAAAAGGUGAUUUGCCAACACCAAGAGCUGGUCAUACCUCUAUUGCAAUCGGAAGUAGAUUAUUUAUCUUUGGUGGAACGAUAGAAGGUGAUCCAUCAAGUUCAAACGCUCAUUGUGAUAAUGAUCUUUACAUGUUUGAACCGGAAUUAAACUAUUGGACAUUGUUAAAGACUUCGGGUACUUUACCAUCUCCAAGAACUGGUCAUGUUUGUUUACCAAUUUCAAGUAAAAUUUUAAUCAUUGGUGGUAGUGAUGCAAUCUUAAAUAAUAAAUUGAAAUUAUCAAAUACUUAUCAUAGUUUGGAAACUUUAAAAUUAGAUUUCUCUCAUUAUAGUCGUGGUGGUAGCGGUGGCGGUAGUAAUAAUAAUAUUAUUAUACAUCCAAUUACUUCAUCAAAUUCAACUUCAUCAAAUUCAAUCAUUACAAAUUAUUUACCACAUUUAAAACCAAGAAGUAGCAGUAAUAGUGGUGGUGGUGGUGGUAGUAUAACAAAUACACCAACUACAUCAUCAUUACAUAUUAAAGAUAAUAGUGCAUCACCCUCACCAUUAACACCAAGAUCAAUUGCAAGGAAUUCUCCAAAAUCUUCUAUAUUUCAUGAUAAUAUUAAUAAUAAUAGUAAUAAUAAUUUAUUAAAUACUUUACAAGAAGCAUCAAAAUUUGAAUUAUCACCUGGAACACCAAAAUCAAUUAGAGGUAUUGAUUCUCUUUCAUCAGUAUCAUUAACUCAAUCAAUUGAUAGAAAUGGUGGUAGUGGCGGUGGUAGUGGUGGAGGUAAUGGAGUUGUUUCAAAUGAUAGGGGUGAAUUUUUAAGACAUUAUACAACUCAAAGUAUAUUAAUAAAUAAAAAUAAUAAUAAUAAUAAUAAUAAUAAUAGUGGUGGAAGUAAUUUAAGUAUUAGUAGUAACAGUGGUAGCAAUAAUAGUAUUAAUUCAAAUGACGGAUUAGUUUUACAAUGUUCAACACCUCUUUGUAUUAAAAAAUAUAAUUCAUUAAAAGAUUCUUAUUUAGAACUUAAACAAAAAUAUCAAGAAGAAAGAGAAAAACGAUUGGAAUUGGAAAAAGAAUUAGAACGUUAUAGAUUAUCAUCACCAAUUACAUCUGCAUCGUCAUUGGUUGAUACAUUAUCAUCACCAAAUAAUUUAAAUAUAAAUAGUAAUAAUUCGACAACAACAACAACUACAACUACAACAACUACAACUACACCAAUACCAUUAUCAACAUCAAAUAAUAAUAAUAAUAAUAAUAAUAAUUCAACAUUAACAGUUCAAGAUCAAGUUACAACAUCAAAACAAAUUUUAGAGAUUUAUGAAGAUAUUUAUAAUUUAUGGGGUUAUUAUGAAAAGAGAGUUAAAUGGAAGGAAAACACUGAAAAGGAAGCAAAUCAACAAUUGGAAGUUAUUAAAUCAAAGAUUGAUUUAUUCACAAGUAUGGUUGGAUUAGAAAAUCAUUUUAGUUUCAAUGAUGAUACCAAGAGUUGUUGUUCAGAGAAUAUUAAUGGUGAUCAUAAUCAACAACAACAACAACAACAACAACAAAAUCCACAAUUUCAAAUUGAUGAUAAUAUUAGUGAAACAAAUUCACAAAUUUCAGAACCAGCUUUAAUUCAUGAAACAUUAACACCAAGAAAAAGUAGAGAAAAUUCAGUUCAUCAUUCAAGAUCAGUUUCAAAUCCAAUACCAUUACUAUCACAAAUUGUUAAACAAAGUAAAUCUGGUGAUAGUACAUUAACAGUUCCUCAACAAUUACAUUCAUCACAUAAUAAUUUAAUUCAAUUAGCUUCAAUUUCAACACCACAAAAACCACCACAACAACCACAACAACAACAACAACAACAACCACCACAGGAAAAUGGUAAAGAACCAUCAAAGAGUACUCAAAAAAUAUUUAAAUUAUUAAUUUCUAAAAAGAAUAGAGCGUCAGGUCAUUUUAAAUUGAGUUCAAGUAAUGAAUCAUCAAAUUCUGAAGAAACAACACCAACCUUUUCAAAUAAUCCAAAUUUAAUAAAUGAUGAAGAUGAUGACUCACAACAACACCAACAACAAACCAAUAUUGGUAGUAAUAGUAUUAGUAAUAUAAAUACAAGUAAUUCAACGACAUCAUUAUCAUCAUCGGUAUCAUCAACUUCACUUCAAACUCAAGAAGAAUUUGAAGCAAGUGAAAGAAGUAAACAAAAGAAAAGAUUAGGUAAAGCAUUGAAACAAAUGAUUAAUAAAGAUAGACAAUUAAAGGAAACAGCAGCAGCGGCUUUAGCAGUAUCGAAUAGUAAUGGUAAUUUAGGUGGUGGUGGUGGUGGUGGUAGUAUUAAUGGUACCACUAAUGUAUCAGGUAAUGGUGCAAAUAAUUUAGGUGGUUUAGUAUUGACCAGUGAUAAAGAAAAAGAGAAAUUAGAAAAAGAGAGAGAGAAAUCAGAAAGGAUUGAACGUGAGAAACAAGAGAAAGAGCGUGAAAAAUUAGAAAAAGAGAGAGAGAAAUCAGAAAGGAUUGAACGUGAAAAAUUAGAAAAGGCAGAGAAAGAAAGAUUGGAAAAAGAAAAAAUUGAAAAGGAGAAACUAGAGAAAAAACAUAAAAAAAUUAAAGGAUUAUUUGGUGCUAAAAGUUCAAACAAAGAAUCAUUACCAUUUAGACGUGAUGUCAUUGAAAAAGUUAUCAAUCAUCUUAGAGAGAAUUCAUUAGACACCGAAGGUAUAUUCAGAUUAUCAGGUAAUAUGGAAUCGGUUAGAGGUAUAGUCAAAUCUUUUGCACAUGGUGAACCAAAUCUAAGUUUUGAAGUUCACAACAUUAGCAAUGCUUUAAAACACUAUCUAAGAUCAUUAGAUCCUCCUUUAAUACCCUACGAAUUCUUUUUAAUGUUAUUGGACGCUAGAAAGAAUGAAGAUGCAGAAACCAUUAGAAAUAUAUUUUGGAAAAUUCCUUCCGAUAAUAGAGUUGUCUUAACAUUAUUGGUUGAUUUAAUGGUGAAAAUAUCGGAAAAUUCAAAUGUAAAUAAAAUGAACUCAAAGAAUCUAUCCAUUGUAUUUGGUCCAACCAUAUUAAAACCACGAACACCAACUCUUGAUCGUAUGGCGUUAAUGACUGAAACUCAACUUCAAUGUGGUAUCAUUCAAACUUUUAUAGAGGAUUUCCAUUAUAUCUUUUCAGAGUUUCCAACUUCUGGUCCAAAAUCUUUCCUUGGUGAUGAUGAUUAUGAUUCUUCAUCUUUUGGUUCAAAUAAUACUCCUUCAUCUCAUUCUCCUCAUAGUUCUUCACCAACUCUUAAUCCAGCUGUAACAACAACAACAACAACUACCACUACAACAAAUACAACAACCACAACAAAUACAACUACAACACCAACUUCAGCUACAAUUUCACCAAAUAUAAUUCAAACCAAUAAUUGUGAUUCAGCUUUAUGUACACCAACAACAUUAUCUUCUACAGCAGCAAUAAUACAGUCAAAUAAUAAUAAUAGGACUGAUAGUAAUAGGAAUAAUUAA